Messenger RNA from Zea mays, 740 nucleotides. RefSeq names its product pectinesterase inhibitor domain containing protein. Bases 56 to 622 code for a protein of 188 amino acids. The transcript has a single exon. NCBI's taxonomy places the organism in Eukaryota, Viridiplantae, Streptophyta, Magnoliopsida, Poales, Poaceae. The record is from RefSeq and is marked validated. Gene Ontology annotation, molecular function: enzyme inhibitor activity.
AUACGCAGCAUCUGCACACAGACUAAGUCUCGAAUCUUCCAAUCCCAACACGGCAAUGACGAUGGCAACGAGCAUCUCGGCGGUGGCGCUGCUCUGCGCGGCCAUCGUGGCCUCCUUCGUCCCGCUAUCGUCCGCCGGCGUCUCCCUCGUCUCCCUGACCUGCCGCAGGACGGCCCACGAGCGCCUCUGCAUCUCCAUCCUCGCGCCCGACAGACGGAGCGACGCCGCCGAGUCGGUCCAGCAGCUCGCCGUCAUCGCGCUGACGGUUGCCAGGAACUCCACGCGGGACGCCCUGUGGCGCACGACGGUCCUGGGCGGCCGGGCUCCGACGCCGCUGGAGCGUGACCUCCUGGCGCAGUGCCGUGCCCUGUACUCGGAGUGCCUCCGCGAGACGACGAAGACGAUAGCCUUGGUGACCGCUGCGAGCUACGACGCCGCGGCCCGCGCCUCGAGUACCCUCCACUGGUACCCGGAGAAGUGCGAGAGCCUCCUGUACAUGCAGAGGGUGGAGUCGGCCAUGAAGCAAACAAACAAGCAGGUGGAGGAGGAGAUGAUCGCCUCAUCGGAUAUCGUUCACUUGCUGCUUGCUAGGCGCGGAGCAGACAAAUUAAACCUAGAAUAACUUAUCUACGGUGUGGCACCGUACUCGUGUUGCUUACCACAAAUAAAUGCAUAUAUGUUUUUUUUCUAAACAGUUAUCUAUAUAGCUAAUAUUUAAUGGAGAAAAAAAUUCACUGCUC